Molecule: messenger RNA, 3813 nt
Organism: Bacidia gigantensis
Lineage: Eukaryota; Fungi; Ascomycota; Lecanoromycetes; Lecanorales; Ramalinaceae
Exons: 4
Coding region: 1-3813 (1270 amino acids)
Biological process (GO): intracellular signal transduction; protein phosphorylation
Cellular component (GO): cytoplasm
Molecular function (GO): protein serine/threonine kinase activity; ATP binding
Source: RefSeq, a predicted model, not a curated record
AUGGAGAACGCAGUUCACAGAGUUGAACCAAAAGGCGCACGGGAAAGUCGCACAGCUCAUCAGAAACCCCGAUCUCCUCGUAAGGAAACGACCGAUUGGGUCAACAGCCAGCCUCCUCCACCUGCGAUCUCUCGACUGUCUUCUCCACAGGCAAUAUCACACCUCCCUCAUCACACAUCGCUUGCUCCACGCGGUACACUCCAAGUACGGAACAGCUCGAAUGUAUCUUCACAACACACGAAGCCAGAAGACAAAAGAGUGUCAGAAAUAUCUAACGAAGCUACGAAGGGCGCGAACAGAGACAGCCAGAUAUCGACAUCCUCAACGAAUACGUCUGGCAAGCCACGAACCAAGAAGUCCGUCGGACCAUGGAGAUUAGGAGCAACAAUUGGCAAGGGCGCAACGGGCAGAGUGCGAAAGGCUAGGCAUCAACUCUCAGGGCAAGAUGCAGCCGUCAAAAUUAUCAGCAAGAAGAGUGCAGAGAUGCUCAAAAGUGCGAGUAUCAUGGCCAUGGAUACUGUUACUUCGAGGACACAGAACACGCACGGGAGGAAAUUGAUUCCAUUUGGUAUUGAAAGAGAAUGCGUGAUCAUGAAAUUGAUUGAUCACCCAAAUAUCAUUAAGCUGUACGAUAUGUGGGAGAAUAGGGGCGAAUUAGAUUUGAAACCUGAAAACAUUCUAAUGGAUGGGGAUGGUAAUAUCAAGAUAGUCGAUUUUGGAAUGGCGGCCUUACAACCUCAGCACGAAUGGCUUCAGACUUCUUGCGGUAGCCCACAUUACGCCUGUCCAGAAGUCAUCUCACAACAGCCGUAUCGUGGUGACCUGGCAGAUAUCUGGUCCGCCGGCGUAGUUUUGUACGCUAUGCUCACCGGCUCCCUCCCCUUUUGCAGCGACCUUGCGGACGGAGAACAGAAUUUCACUGAAGUCAUCUCGAAAGUACUGGAUUGCGAUUACGAUUUCCCCGAAGGUUUACUAUCAGAGCAAGCUGAGGAUCUUAUCAUCCGCAUAUUGCAGCCCGAUCCAGGUGAGCGAAUGCGCAUUCGUGAUAUGUGGAGGCACCCACUUGUCAAAAAGUACGAAGGGCUUGACCCAAUGGCCAGUAAUGGGAAGCCAUACAUUGGUACCGCUCCUCAUUUGUCACUCCUCGAAUGUGGAUCGACAAUGAGGUACAGAAGUCAGAUCGACAAUGAAAUAUUACGAAACAUGCGGAACUUGUGGCAUAGUGUGCCUGAAACUGAGUUGGCUCAACGCUUGCUGAGCAAAGAACCAAACCACGAGAGGGUCCUGUAUGCUAAGUUACAACAGUUUCAAGAUCGGCUGCUAGAGAACUAUCAAUCGACGGAAGUUGACUACUCGACAAGUGACUACCACCAUGUGACGCAGCCACCAAAGCGAUACUCAUCAACAAUGCCCACACUUGGGGAGAACCCGCAACAUGCCUCUCGAUUCUCGCUCCUUCAGCCGGGGACCUACCACUCUAGAAGGACUAGUAUUGCAAGAACUGAGGGAACAGAGGAGAGUUAUGAUCCCUUUCGACCAUCGCGGACUCGCAUCGCAAAGACUGCAAGUGCAGACUAUGCUCGUAUCACUGUUCUUAGAAAUGCUUCUCAAGCGUCCUCCCGUGUUCCGUCUUCUCGCAAGUCUUCAAUGCGCAACCCAGUGCUAGACAAACUGCAAGAGGAAGACAGUGCAAGUGUGGGAAGCCUUCCUAGUGCUGGGGGAACUUCAGGCCACGAUUAUUUCCAACGCAUGGCCAGCAAUCAACGGCGCAUCUCUCAUGGACACUCUCGAGUUUCUAUCAUGUCAAAAGGAUCUGCCACAACAGGCUCCACAGUUACAGUGUUCCGCAAAUCGAUAAGCUCAACAAGACGAAAUGUCACGUUUCCGCACCAGCAAAGGCGCCAGCUGAGUGGCCCAGGCCAGCGAAGACUCCGAAGCGCUGGAAGCCAACGCUCGCCAUUCUCAUUACAUCAACAGUAUCUACAAGGGGAGACUACUGACGCAAAAGCUGCGAAGGCUCCAAUAGUAGAUGAAGAAACCGGUCAAAUCGGCAUCCACACAUCCCCUCGCAGGGGCCCACGAAAACACGCAAAGGUGCGAUAUCCAGGGCGAAUAAGAAUGUCUAGUCAAAGCUCGAUAAGUGAUGCCCGCAAGGUCAGUUACGAACUUGCUCAAUUGAUUGAUGAGACAUGGAACCGAGAUUCAAUGACCUCUGCAGUGACUGAAUCUACCCCUGUAACUGGCUUACGAGGCUCCCAACAAAGCAGCUAUGCGUCACCUGCAACGUCGAUAUCCAUAAGCGGUCUAGCGAGGACGUCGUUGCAACCCUCCGGACUCAGGACUUCCGUGAAUCUUCCACCAAAGGAAUACAAAGACCGCUCACUGCCCCCUUCGCCGCCCGAGAAGUCUGUAGAAAAUGACAUCCUCACGCCCAAUACAAGACUUGACAUCGCGCGAACUAGAGAAGUACUGAGGAGGCGUGCUAGAGACUCGUCAAUUCCUCCAGGCUAUCUUGAUGCAGUGAUCGAGCACCUCGAUAGGUUGAUGCAACCAAGCACUGUGAGACUUGCCGAAGAACAACGAAGAGCUGUCUCCACUCCGGAGGCAGAAGACGGCAUACCGCGUAAGGAUACCUUUGAGAAGUUAAUCGGAACCCAUAUCGGCUAUCGCACGAGAUCGGAGCCUACACAAAAGCAUCAGGACUGUAAACGAAAAUCGACAAUACGAAUCGUGGACGAUGGGACGGACUACAAAGGGCUCUCGCCUAUCAAACCUUUGGCCAUUCGAAAGAAAAGCAACGCGUCCACGCGGUCGUCAAGCUCUGGGUCAAAAAGUCCGUCACUGCGAAACAUUGCUUCAGACGAGCAGCGGUAUUUGGGAUCUCGUGUGCUUGAGAGCCAAAAUCUUGAUGCAAUUGAUGAAGAAGAUAAGGAGAAUUUCGAUCCAGUAACACGGAAUAGCUAUCCUGGUAAUACGUCCAAGAAGCGCCAUUGGUUCCGUCGACAUCAAUAUCAACCCUCUAGAGACACCGACUUCGCACCACCGCUGGUGCCGAAAGAUGAGCGACCACUUUCCGAUCCAUCACAACUCCCCGGAAACUCUCAGAUUCUUGGCCUAAGCAAAGAAGAAACAAAGCCACGAAAGCUUAACCCUAAGAAGAGCUUGCUUAAGCUGUUCACGCAAAAGAACAAAAGUAAGGCCUACCUCGCAUUGACUAAGCCAACAGACUUUGGUAUCAAGGACUCGGAUGGUCAAGAGAGCGAUACCUCAUCAACUGACCGCCCAUCUUCACGUGAUCCUCAACGAAGAAAUAUAAGCUCAUCGACUGUUGUCCAGCACAAGAAACCCAAACCAGACGUCAGCAAAUCAUCCCUCACAUCACCCCGCGAGAUUAUUCCUCAGCCCCAGAAUUGGCUCGCUCGUCUCCUAGGCAUCAAGCCCGCAACACGCGUCUUAUGCUUCCAGAUCUCUCGCAUGCGCGCUCGCCGCGAGAUCUCCACCCUUUUUCACUCGUGGAAGAAGUACGGCCUGCGUAAUAUCGUGAUUGACAAGCCUGCAUCUCGCAUCUGGGCUCGUGUUGAUGCUGAGAAUUCUUUGAACAUCCCCCCUAUGAGACUGGCUUGUGAGGUACAUACAGUCCUUUUCAGGGGUGGCAAGGCGAAUUUGAGUAUCGCGAGACUAGUGCAGGAGAAGGGCGCUAAGAGUAGCUUUCUGAGGGUGUUGGAUGCUUUGGAGGAGGUGCUGAGGGGGAAGGGUGUUUUGGUGGAGGAUGUGGGUUUGGUUGAAGAGGUGAGGAGGGGGGUUGGCUUUUGA